AAUCGGGGAGAAAAUCACGGCCGCUCAACAACGGCUCCCAAACUUCCACUAAUCACCAAGAAUCAAGUGGGUACAACAAGUUCUCCUCUCUAGUAAACACUAGAGGCAUACACAAUCAUCAAGGAGCAACCUUGGAACAACAACAAUCAACAAUUCACCAUAAAAUGGAGUAAAAACUCCCAAAAACGGAGGGAGUACCCAUUUUGCUUUAUAAACUCACGCGAAUUCUUUAUCAUGUCAUCUUCAACUUCAAAUGUUCCUUUAUAAAUAUGGAUUCCGAACCUUAUGUAGAUGAUUUAUACUUCUCUGCCCUUUACGAUGAGGACGAAAUCUUCCCCGUUUCAGACGAGAAAUACGCAGAGGAGCUGCAAAUGCAAGAGGCCCUAAUGUCCUCUGUUCUCGUUACAAUGGCGUCCAGAACCUCAGAGACAAAAACCCAAACACCUGGUGAGCAAUCAGACGCCGGCGAAUCCUCCGUAGCGUUCUGCGGAAUCUGUAUGGACAGGAAGCCCGGAGGCGAGAUGUUCCGGAACAAUUCCUGCCGGCAUACGUACUGCACGGAGUGCAUCGGCCGGCACGUCGCCGUGAAAAUCCAGGAAAACAUAAGCUCCGUCAGGUGCCCCGACGUCUCCUGCCCGGGAACCAUCGACCCCCACCUCUGCCGCCCGAUCCUUCCCCGGGAGGUGUUCGAGCGCUGGGAGGACGCGAUCUGCGAGUCGCUGGUGCUCGGAUCGGAGAGGUUCUACUGCCCCUACGCCGAUUGCUCGGCGAUGAUGGUGGACGACGGCGGGGAGGCGGUGACCGCCUCGGAGUGCCCGAAUUGCCGGAGACUGUUCUGCGCCCAGUGCCGGGUCGCGUGGCACGCCGGGUUGGAUUGCGGGGAGUUUCGAGUGCUGAAUGCGGACGAGAGGGGGAGAGAUGACGUCAUGAUGCUCGGGUUGGCCAAGGAGAAGCAAUGGCGGAGAUGCCCCUUUUGUAAGUUCUUCGUGGAAAAGAAAUCUGGCUGUCUCCAUAUUCUCUGCAGGUAUGGGUCAUGUGUUUCCCUUUAACACUCCUAUUCCAUUUUUACCCUUCAUAACAAAAAAAACUCUGGACUAUCUUCUUUUGAAUAUGUAAAAUUGUAAAUAAGGAAUUUGUCUCUUUUAAAUUGAUUUGUUUUUAAAUUAAAAAAAGGUAGUAACAAAAAUAUUUUAUUUUAUCAAAAAAAUAAUAAAAAGGCAUUCACAAAUACUCUGUAAAAAUUAUCGAAUGUCUAUGACAAUAAAUAGACUAUUUUUUA
This is a messenger RNA of Cuscuta campestris, 1279 nucleotides long. The record is from the annotation of a GenBank genome assembly. NCBI's taxonomy places the organism in Eukaryota, Viridiplantae, Streptophyta, Magnoliopsida, Solanales, Convolvulaceae.